Messenger RNA from Jaculus jaculus (lesser Egyptian jerboa), 1005 nucleotides. It is a transcript of the gene Sdr9c7, whose product is annotated as short chain dehydrogenase/reductase family 9C member 7. Bases 1 to 942 code for a protein of 313 amino acids. NCBI's taxonomy places the organism in Eukaryota, Metazoa, Chordata, Mammalia, Rodentia, Dipodidae. Gene Ontology annotation, molecular function: oxidoreductase activity. The transcript is spliced from 4 exons. The record is from RefSeq and is a predicted model, not a curated record.
AUGGCGGCUCUCACUGACUUCUCUUUUAUGUACCGCUGGUUCAAGAACUGCAACCUGGUUCGUGACCUCUCAGAGAAAUAUGUCUUCAUCACUGGCUGCGACUCGGGAUUUGGGAAGCUGCUGGCAAAGCAGCUGGUUGAACGGGGCAUGCGCGUACUCGCUGCUUGCCUGACUGAGGAGGGGGCCCAGAAACUUCAGCAGGAAACUUCCUACCGGCUGCAGACCAUCCUCCUGGACGUCACCAAGACGGAGAGCAUCAAGACAGCAGCCCAGUGGGUGAGGGACCAAGUGGGCGAGCAAGGCCUCUGGGCCCUAGUGAACAAUGCUGGUGUGGGCUUGCCCAGUGGUCCCAACGAGUGGCUGACUAAGGAGGACUUUGUGAAGGUGAUCAACGUGAACCUGGUAGGACUGAUCGAAGUCACCCUCCAUAUGCUGCCUAUGGUGAAGAAAGCCCGGGGCAGAGUGGUCAACAUGUCCAGCUCUGGUGGUCGUGUGGCUGUCAUCGGUGGUGGCUACUGCGUAUCCAAGUUUGGAGUUGAGGCCUUCUCUGACAGCAUCAGGCGCGAGCUCCACUUCUUUGGAGUGAAGGUCAGCAUCAUUGAGCCGGGGAACUACCGGACAUCUAUUCUGGGCCACCAGGGCAUGGAGACACACCUGAAGAAGCUAUGGGAUCGGCUGCCUCAGGAGACCCGGGAUAGCUACGGAGAGGAGUACUUUCGCAUCUAUUCUGACAAGUUGACAAACAUGAUGCGACUGGCCGAGCCAAGAAUCAGCGACGUCACCAACAGCAUGGAGCAUGCCGUUGUCUCCCGGAGUCCCCGCAUCCGCUACAACCCUGGCCUGGAUGUCAAGCUGCUCUACCUUCCCUUGGCUAAACUGCCCACUGCUGUGACGGAUUUCAUACUGAGCCGAUACUUGCCAAGGCCAGCGGACAGUGUCUGAGCUAGAGAGCUCCAGGGGCGGUUGGUGGGGUAUAAUGGAGGGGAGCAAAUGACCAUGGGAUCA